Molecule: messenger RNA, 318 nt
Organism: Closterium sp. Yama58-4
Lineage: Eukaryota; Viridiplantae; Streptophyta; Zygnematophyceae; Desmidiales; Closteriaceae
Source: the annotation of a GenBank genome assembly
AUGUGUGCCUUAAUCCCAUCUUCCCCUCCCCCUCCCUUGGUGCAGGUGCGAGCACACGUGUACGUGUCCAACGAGGAGGAUCGCCCCAUGGCUGACGUGGCAGUGGCAGCGCGCAUCACCUACCCCAACGGCACCGACGCCUCCCGCUGCUUCUUCUUCAGCGACCCGCUGCUGCAGGGGAUUGACGAUGUCAGCGGUGCAGGGAGCACAGCACAUCAGCCACGCACCACAUGCUCCACAUACGCCUCGCGCUGCUUCGUCUUCAGCGACCCGCUGCUGCAGGGGAUUGACGACGUCAGCGGUGCAGGUGAGAGUUGA